Hemicordylus capensis (graceful crag lizard) is the source of this 11605-nucleotide messenger RNA. It is a transcript of the gene PTPN4, whose product is annotated as protein tyrosine phosphatase non-receptor type 4. Gene Ontology annotation, molecular function: protein tyrosine phosphatase activity; cytoskeletal protein binding. The transcript has 27 exons. Gene Ontology annotation, biological process: protein dephosphorylation. Bases 706 to 3507 code for a protein of 933 amino acids. Gene Ontology annotation, cellular component: cytoskeleton; cytoplasmic side of plasma membrane; cytoplasm. NCBI's taxonomy places the organism in Eukaryota, Metazoa, Chordata, Lepidosauria, Squamata, Cordylidae. The record is from RefSeq and is a predicted model, not a curated record.
ACUGCGCAGCUGCCAUGUUGGUUGCUAUGCUGCUGCCUGUCUGAGGGCAGGCGGGAGGGAAGGAAGGAGGGAGGGAGGCUGGCUCUGGGGAGGGGAGAAAGACCGAGGAGGCGGCGGCUGCCAGUCCUCGUCCCCCCCACCCCUCAGCACAGACGGGCAGAUCUCUGUUGUUUAGCUACCACCUUCCUCCCCCCACCUCCGCCAACGGCUGCAGGAAGAGAGAGGGGGAAACCUCCUCGUUGAGGUGGGUGGGAGGCCAAGGGGGUGCACCUUCCCCACAGGCGGGGGGCUGACUGCUGCAACCCUUCCCCUUUUCCUCCUUUGGGGGAGCCAGUGGGUGAGGAGGGGGGAAGGUUGCAUUGCCUUCCCCCCUCCCCUAUCCAUCUGCCCACCCAUCCUUGCCUUUCUGUCUGCAGCAGGAAUGUGGGGGGGCUUUGAGUUGGAAGUGGGGCGCUCACUGCUACGGCUGUUGGUGAUCCCCCAUCCUUCCUGCCUGCUACUGCUGCUUGGGGCGACGAGAACUACGUUGGAUUGAGCUGAACUGCGGGUUUGAACGGAGCCUUCAGGGCGAGAAGCCCCCUCCCCACAUCACUUUAGCCUUCGGCUUAUUUCACUCCCCUUUGGGUUGGUUUCUGUUCUUGGUCCAUUACAGUAUCAUCCUCUGGAAGGACGUGGCUGAUAUAUGACGACUCUGUGUGGACAGUAAUGACCGCACGUUUUCGAUUGCCUGCUGGCAGAACCUACAAUGUACGAGCAUCUGAACUGGCACGAGACAGACAGCAUACAGAGGUGGUCUGCAAUAUUCUUCUUCUGGAUAACGCUGUACAAGCAUUCAGAGUUAAUAAACAUGAUCAGGGACAAGUUCUGUUGGAUAUAGUUUUCAAGCAUCUUGAUCUGACUGAGAGAGACUAUUUUGGUUUACAAUUGGCUGAUGAUUCUACUGAUAACCCGAGGUGGCUGGAUCCAAACAAGCCAAUCAGGAAGCAGUUAAAGAGAGGAUCUCCUCACAGUUUGAACUUCAGAGUCAAAUUUUUUGUAAGCGAUCCUUAUAAGCUUCAAGAAGAAUAUACACGGUACCAAUAUUUUUUGCAAAUUAAGCAAGACAUUCUUACUGGAAGAUUGCCCUGCCCUUAUAAUACUGCUGCACUUUUGGCUUCUUACGCUGUUCAGUCUGAACUGGGAGACUAUAACCUUUCAGAGAACUUCCCGGGCUACCUCUCAGACUACUCAUUCAUCCCUGGUCAGCCUCAAGACUUUAAAAAAGAAGUAUCCAAGCUACAUCAGCAGCAUAUAGGCUUGUCUCCUGCUGAGGCAGAAUUUAGUUAUCUCAAUACAGCCCGAACCUUGGAAUUCUAUGGAGUUGAAUUGCACUAUGCAAGGGAUCAAAGUAACAAUGAAAUUGUGAUUGGAGUAAUGUCGGGAGGCAUACUAAUUUAUAAGAACAGGGUUCGAAUUAACAUCUUUCCAUGGUUGAAGAUUGUAAAAAUUUCUUUUAAGUGCAAACAGUUUUUUAUUCAACUUAGAAAAGAAUUGCAUGAAUCUAGAGAAACGUUACUAGGGUUCAACAUGGUGAAUUAUCGAGCAUGUAAGAAUUUAUGGAAAGCUUGUGUAGAACAUCACACCUUCUUCCGAUUAGACCGACCACUGCCACCUCAGAAGAACUUCUUUGCACAUUAUUUUACUUUGGGUUCAAAGUUUCGGUACUGUGGGAGAACAGAGGUCCAAUCUGUACAGUAUGGUAAAGAAAAGGCGAAUAAGGACCGGGUAUUUGCCAGAUCCCCAAGUAAACCGCUGGCUCGCAAAUUGAUAAGUGGAAUGGACUGGGAGGUUGUCAGCAGAAAUUCAUUGUCUGAUGACAGGCUAGAAACUCAGAGCUUACCAUCACGCUCUCCACCUGGAACUCCUAAUCAUCGCAACUCUGCUUUUACUCAAGAGAGACAUCGUUUACGACCAUCUUCAGUUGGACAUCUAGUGGACCAUGUGGUCCAUACUUCACCAAGUGAAGUUUUUGCAAAUCGUCGAUCUCCUUCUUCCACACAGGCCAAUAGUAUCAUUCUGGAAUCAUCACCUUCUCAAGAAACCCCUGUAGAUGGACAACCUCCUGCACUGCCACCCAAACAAUCUAAAAAGAACAGUUGGAACCAAAUUCAUUAUUCACAUUCUCAGCAAGAAUUGGAUAACCAUAUAAAUGAAACAUAUGAUGAUGAUGAUGAUUCUUCUUCAUCUCCUGAAAAAUCUACGCCCAAUGGUGGAAUUCCCCAUGACAAUCUCGUUCUAAUCAGAAUGAGACCAGAUGAAAAUGGAAGAUUUGGUUUCAAUGUAAAGGGUGGAUAUGACCAGAAGAUGCCUGUCAUAGUGUCCAGGGUAGCUCCAGGAACACCUGCCGAUAUCUGUGUCCCACGUUUGAAUGAAGGAGACCAAGUUGUACUGAUCAAUGGCAGGGAUAUCUCAGAACAUACACAUGACCAGGUUGUCAUGUUUAUUAAAGCUAGCUGUGAGCAGCACUCAGGGGAACUCGUGCUCCUCGUUCGACCUAAUGCUGUUUACGAUGUAGUGGAAGAGAAGCUGGAGAGUGAGCCUGACUUCCAGUACAUCCCUGAGAAGUCCCCUCUAGAUGGUAUUCACCAGGACGACAAUGCUCUGAGGGAAUCGGUGUUUCAGCUUGCAGAAGGGCUUAUCACUGGAACUGUCCUGGCUCAGUUUGAUCAACUUUACAGGAAGAAGCCUGGGAUGACAAUGUCUUGUGCCAAAUUACCUCAAAACAUUUCCAAAAAUAGAUACAGAGACAUUUCGCCUUAUGAUGCUACACGGGUCAUUUUGAAGAGUAAUGAUGAUUACAUCAAUGCAAAUUAUAUAAAUAUGGAAAUCCCUUCUUCCAGUAUAAUAAACAAAUACAUUGCUUGCCAAGGUCCUUUACCCAACACUUGUCCUGAUUUUUGGCAAAUGACUUGGGAGCAAGGCUCAUCUAUGGUUGUAAUGCUGACCACUCAAGUUGAACGAGGCAGAGUAAAGUGCCAUCAGUACUGGCCUGAACCUAGUGGAAGCUCCUCAUAUGGAAAUUUCCAGAUCACUUGCCAUUCAGAAGAAGGAAAUCCUGCUUAUGUGUUUAGAGAGAUGAUAUUGUCUAACCUGGAGAAAAAUGAGCACCGUCAGCUCACUCAAAUCCAGUACAUAGCGUGGCCUGAUCAUGGAGUUCCUGAUGAUUCCAGUGAUUUCCUUGAUUUCGUGUGUCUCGUCCGGAAAAAAAGAGCUGGUAGAGAAGAACCUGUUGUUGUUCACUGCAGUGCUGGGAUUGGACGAACAGGAGUUCUUAUCACUAUGGAAACAGCUAUGUGUCUCAUUGAGUGUAAUCAACCUGUUUAUCCUUUGGAUAUUGUAAGAACUAUGAGAGAUCAAAGGGCCAUGAUGAUCCAAACACCCAGUCAAUACAGAUUCGUUUGUGAGGCUAUAUUGAAAGUGUACGAAGAAGGACUGGUUAGACCUUUAAAGACAUCGCUGCAUAAAUAGAACAUACCUUUUGGAAGAAUCCGUAGAAGACACUGGCUGCACUUGUUGUGCCAUAACAUUGCUUGCAAAAUAUGGUGUCUGAAAACAAUGAAGAACUGCAAAGGACUUGGAAAAACUUCAGCACUGUUGCACUUUAUGUUGAAACUGAAAAUCAGUCUCUCAAACACUAUAAUUUUUCUGUGUUGGAAGACUCUCUCUUUGUGCUUUGCUCUGAACAAGCCACAAACUGACCGAACUCCAUGGGUUCAGGAUCAUUUUCCAGACUUCAUUGUAGUGCCAUAUAGUCCCUUUUGGUUUGAACUGCUACAAAAAGGCUUGGAAUACUUUCACCUUCUGUUUUCACACCUGCAUUUUUUUGAAGCAACAAUACACAAAGCCAUCUCUUCCAAUGCUAGAUUUAUUUGCUGUGUUCAGAUUCUCUCUAUCUUUGUCUUUAUUUUGAUGAAACAUUAGCAAUAUUACUACAACUAGACACACUGCCUACUAAAGCAGCACAUUUUGCCCUAUGCCCUUUUAGAAUCUAACUUGAUUAAUGGUGGAAAGCUGCAAUCUGUUCUAACCUGGCAGUAGCUGCAUAAAGGCCCAUUUAACCAGCAUUGUGUUUAGGGUGGGAGAGAAAGGACAUUUCUUUAGAACUGGUAGCUCAGUUUCUCAGUGUGUUGUAACAUUAAUGUGUUCUGAAACAUCUGAUGACAUUCCCUAAUGGGAAUGAAUGCAUGCAUUUUGUCUUAACCCCUUAAGUGCCUUGAGACUUACGAUGUAUGUCUUAAUGAAAAGGCACUUGUAAUGGUGGCCCUAAAGGGGAAGUAUCAUCAUUGUUACAAUUUAUUUUAGUGGGUUCACAAUUUAAAGCAUGGCCCUGGUGCUUAGAAUAUGGUACUGUAGGGGAUCACAGAAAUGCUAUUCCUUCUCUUUCUGCAAGUACAUGUAUGCUACUGUGGGUAGCAGAAGCACCUCAGCCUUUUAAGUAAUUAUUGUUUACGGAUAUGAAAUGAAGUGGAAAAUCUGACACAUUCCUUUGGACUGGAAAAAUGUUAGCAGGAUAAAAUGAAAAGUCAGUAGAUUAUCUUAGCAUUUGUUCCUCUAUUUUACCCUUAGACUGAGAAAAAGCUUUGUAAUUUGAGUAGGAUAUAAAUUUUAAAAUAGUACCAGUAUCUUCACUUCAAGCGUGCACAUCCAAGGUUAUCAUUCACCAUUACCUUCUUGCCAGUUACUUUCUCUUGAGUCCACAUCUGCCAGUUUUCAAGUCAUGUUUGUACUGGACUGCUUUUUAAAUGGUGGGAGGUGGGGUGUGUAUGGAAAUGCCAUCAACUUGUCCUGAAAACAUUUAGCCUUUUCAUAUGUUCUUUUAGGCCUCUGUAUUGUUCUUUUGUGCAAUGAAAUUGUUUCUCUCUUUUGCGUGCCUCCUUCUUGAAAUCAUUAGCAUGUAUGCAAUUGGAGGCAGUCCUUUGAUACAGUAUCUGAACUCAUUCUGGGGUCAUGUAUAGUUUUUGUCUCCUUUUCAGAAUGUUUUCUAGGAUAACUGAAGCCAACUGGCUAGCGAAGGUGUCCAACUUUUUGCACAGUAAGUUGGGAUUCAGUUGCUUCUUUAUGAAAGCCUCGCUUCCUGCCCUAUAUUUAAAUGUUUUGAUUACCCAGUUUUUGUUAAAGUAGGAUAUGCAGAGUAUAGAAUAAGACUAUGAAUAAGGAUUAUUUGAAGAUGAGAGGCGCUUUAUUAAAAAACAACAACACUAUUUCAUAUAUUUUCUCCUAUAUAUAUUUGGAGGAAAUUACAGAUAUGGGCUGACAUGUUGCACAAUGUUAUAUGCAUGGUGGAAUGUAACAACUGCACAGAGUGCCAUUGAGCAAGUGCAAAAAUUUCAGAAAUAAAGUUGUGUAUCGGUGCAAGCAUUAUAUAUAAUAGCUGCACUGUAGUGCAACUCCAUUUUGUGAAAGUUUUGCUCUUGCACAAUUGUGCAAGCAAUACGUUCCACAUGUGUAAUCUUGUACAGUAUGUCAGCCAUGGUAUAAAGUGUAUUCCCAGUGAACUGAAAGUUAUAUUGUGUAAAGCUGUAGUAGCCAAGUGCCAUGAUAUGACAUGAAAGAGGUAAAGUCACUAGAAAUUUUAAAAAAACAUUAUCAGCUGGUCUUUUCCCAUAGUUGCAGAGCAAAAUUUGUGAAGUGUGUUUCUGGAUUUGACAUUCAUUUCAUUAUUUUCCUUUACUAUGGUCACUCCUUCAGAUCAGUGUAGAAAUAAGUAGCACUGCCAGAGCAUUUGGUCAACGGUUCUUUUUAUCCCGUUAGUGGUUCAAGUGGUAUUAGUGAUAGUGGGCUUAUAAAAACGCAUCCUUCAUUGAGCAAGUAUCCAGUCUGUAGAAAUACAAUAUUUUUGAGUUUUGACAAACUGGACUCAGUGCUAAAUCUGCUUCUUAUAUUGACAGCUGGGGAAAUGAAGUGUAUGGUGAGAACUAUGUUGUUCUUUGGGAAGUAAUAUUUGAAGAAACCACUGAUUUUUGGUAACCUGUUAUUCAACAGAGUGUGAAAGUUAUAAAUUUUUAUGAUCUCAGAGCAGUUUCAGGUGACCAAGCACGAUGUAAUAACUAUUAAAGCUAAUGUGCAGUUGCCAUAUGUCAAUAUAAAAUCGCUUUGUAGACAGCCCAGAGGGGCUCUUAAUCAGACUGAUUGAUGGCAAUGAGGAAGAGAAAUAAUACUAAAUGUACUUCAUGUUCAAGUUCACAGUUUUAAUUGUUUUGCAGCAAAAGCAGUUUUAGUACCUAGAAGGUUUUCAUGCAUUUAAUUUUUGUAUAUUGUUUCCCACUAUUAUUUUAGGGCAUGGUAUUGGCUGUUUGGAAAGCAAACUUAAUCAUUGGUAGCAUGUUAAAGUUAAUAUAAAAUAAAUGCAUCCAUUCUGUUGAAAUAACUUAAAGUCUAUAAAGCCAGCCUAUAAAUGGAAAUAGCAUUGCCCUUUUUACAAAAGUAUAUGAGGAAAAGAACUGGAAAAUUUAUAUCAUUGGUGUUUUACACAUGCUGAUGUUCUUAUGUGGGGUUGCCAAAGUAAUUUUGAAUCCAUGAGAAACGUUUAUACCACAAAGUAUAAUUUUGUUGGGGUAUAUUUUUGGUACUUCAUAUGUUGAUCAAUACAGACAGAAACAUUAGCCUUCUUAAGGUCUCCAUCUCCCCUGAUAUAAGCUGAUUUAGGGCUUAUUGGUGAGUUGCAAUGAAAAAAUAUUGAAAGAGAUUAGUUUGGCAGGGUCACCAGCUAAUCAACAAGCUUCAGAACUUUCCCUAAAAUCUGCAUAUAGUAAAGUGGGAUAAUAAUGAAUAAAUCAAAGCAUUAUCAUGCCAUAAAAGUGGAUUUCCACAAAUGCAUCUCCCAUUGUGGUAUAAAUAGCCUUUUACUAAUAUUUUUAUAUGACCUCAAAGUCUACUGCUAAUUACUUUGCAUUGGGUUAUGAAGAUCUGUAUCAAACUAAAAAGGAAAAAAAAGAAAAAUAUUUUUUGUAUGUGUUUCAUGCUGUACAAAACAUGAAUGUAUGUUUCAGGCAUAAUGACAUAUAAAGUGAGUGCUAUGGAUGUUGGAUUUUAUGGAUAAUUAUUUUCUUACUAUUUGCUAAAAAAAAAAAAGAUGGGGAGGGGAAAAGUCAACACUUCCAUUUUUAAAAAAUUCAAUUUGUUUUCAUUUGUAAAUAAGAGCAAUAGGGUAAUAGUUUUGUGCCAGUAUACAUUACAGAUGUAUGUUGUUUUUGGUUUUUAUCUUCAGAAUUGAAAACUGCCAUUAUUUAAGGUACUUUUGAAGGUUUGUCUAAUGCAGAAAUCUAGGACUCUUUUAAGACUGCUUAAUGUUCUUUCUCUGCCUUUUUAGUUGUGUGGCUUUUGAGGCGGUGGAUUAAGUUAAAUAUGAAGUACCCACAGACAAUGUCAGUCAUUCUCUGAGAAACAUGACUUUAAUUGUGCCAGUUAGUUAUGCCACUUUGAGCAUAAUCCCUCAAAAUGUAUGGAGAGGAGUAUCUUCCUCCAGUGCUGCAGUAAUGUCCCUAUAACAAGAACAGGAUUUGUGGCUUUCCUUGGUGUAGCCUUUGACAUUUUCACAUUUCCAAAUGUACAUGCUGGGGCCACCAAGUUUAGCAUUAGACUGUAAGUUCUGAAGCAUUAGAUGACUUUACUAAUGUAGUUUAAAAAAUUAUACACUGUAGUCCAUACUAUUGUACUGCAUUAAUUUGCAACAUAAUUCAGUUAUGCUGCAACAUUCAGUGAUGGAAUGCUGCAGAAUAUCAUAAAUAAGUUGUGCACGUUAAAUAUCUUAUGGUAUUUUCUCCGCACUGUAGUAGUAUCCCACAGCUACUAGUAUAAAAAAAGCUGCCAUCCUCUUAUCAAAGAAGGCACAAAACGCAAGUGAAGAGAGCUGGGGAGAGGUUUUUGACAGAACCAGUAUGGCCAGCAGAUUGCUAUGAGCAAUGUGCAGAUUAGAACUGCAGCAUAUGUGGAAGGUCACAAAGCAGCAAAAAUGCUGCAGUUGCAGCUGUUCAGGGAGGCCAAGAAGUGGAAAAGUCAUGUAUGGAAUCUCAGCAGCUUCUGCAUCUGGUGGAGGAGAACUCUACUAGAUUUUUGGGAAGGGUCUGCUUGAUUUGGUACAGAAUUACAAGUGUGUGACCAGCAGAAAGCAAUGGAUGGUUCCCCAAGCCCCUGAAAGUGUUGUAGGAUGUCUAUUAGCCCAGAUACAUCUUGUGCAGGUGCCCUUCGUCACCCUUCAACCCAGCUCCUGGAAAGGAUUGGAGACAUCUGCCCCACAUGCAAUUUCUUCAUAAUUUGACUUAAACUCAGCUGUAGUUCAUAUAACUUGCAAAUAACUUGGAUCUGCAUAUGUUAAUACAAGGGAAAGUUCUAUCCCAGUAUGUAAAGCCUUUCCUAUCUGUGUUCCAGCAUUGUGUCUAGGAUCCAACAAUCUGCAUGGGUUUUCCACCAAUACACGCAUAUAGAUAGACUGAGUCCAUAGCAAUGUAAAUAAUCAUGCACAAGAGAGGGCAUUAGAAGGGAGGAGGAAGAGCUCACAUUGCACUGAUUACUACAACCAGCCUCUGGAUUUAAAUAUGAUGGGAAUGGGUAGAGAGAUGGAAUAUUAGAAUAGCACCUUUUCUUUUCCACUCUUUCCCUCCCCAGCUGUUGUAAUAAGGGUCUGAAGUGACCAGAGAAUCCUUCUCCUAGUGCGGUGCCACAAUCAGCAGUAGGUCACUGUUAGUCUUAGGCACUGCAGUUCUACAUCCAGGUGAGUGUGCUUACAAGCUGAUUAUUGGGGAGCAGUAGCUGACAUCCUGAUGAAGCUUCCAUGCUUUGAGGGACCUCAGGGACACGUUGGGAGGCCUCAAACAACUUCUCAGUCUCUGCAGUCCCUCAAAGCAUAUGCACUUUGUGAGUCAGGAUGUCAGCCACUGACUUUCGAGUGUGAGCGCACACAAUUGAAAACUUAACUCCUUUGGCAUCAGUUGGGUUUGUUUCCAAAGUGGAGGAAGGUUGCCGUAAAUACAAAUACAGUGGCUGUAAGUGGCUUGUAAUCUGAGGAUCAUAAUCCUAACAUAGAUUUUGAAUUCUGUAUUCUCAAUUUUCUGCAGGUCAUCUUUGAAAAACCUGUAUUGGCUUUGUUGAACUUACUACUGUUAACAACUAGCUUCCCUUUAAAACAAGCUGAGCUUUCAUUUUCAUCAGCAUACAUUGUUAUCUGUUUUAUUUGCUUCAUGCUGCAAAAAAUGCCAAAUAUUUGGUACAGCUGCCAGAUUAUGAUCAAUAUCCAUUGUGUAACAAAGCAGCACAUUUUAUUUGUUAAAACUGUAGAGAUGAGUAUAUUAAUAUAAUUAUUAUAUGUACUGGAAAGGAAAACUAAUAGAUUUGCUUUAAUCUAGUCAGUGUGGCCAAGCUAGAAAUAGAAACCAAAGCCAAAAUGGUUGCUUCUCAAUCUGUCAAAUGGUAUCAUUUUGAGAAAGAGAAAGAAUUCAUCUUUGUGCAGAGCCAUUGCCUAUCUGGACCCAUAAAAGCUUCACUUUAAUAAUCUGUAGCCUUUAAUACUUUUUCCACAUCAAUUGUAAUUGGGGUUCAUGGAAUUUGUAAUAUGCUUAAGGGAAAUACUCACUUCCACACAUUAUCCAUGGAUAUAUGUUGAAAUUUAUUUGCCUUAUACCAAAUGUUCUUAGCAUAUGGUUUAUUCCUAUAUGGAAAUUUGAAGACCACUAGGUUAAUGUUUUGGACAAAAGAGCUUGACUGACAAUAUUUGCUGGAGAAAUUACUUGAUAUUUAACACAAAGUUAUAGAUACUUCAAUUUUGCCUACAUUUCUUUAAUUUCAACUAGUAGCACUUUAUCUCAUGCUUUACUACUGACAGAAUUCAUGGGCAAUAGAAAUUUGCUAUCAAGUUGAAGAGAGAUGUUUAAUUUCUGUGCAGAGUUGAUUGGAUUGUUCCCUGCUUUGAACUGAUUACCAGUGUGUUUGUUUUCUGGCUUAUUUCCAUCUGUUUUAAGACAUGUUUGGGAUGAAGUACACCACAUUUUUAUCCCAAAUACUAACGUCUGUAUAUCAGCCUUACUUUGGUGCACCAUCCUAGGUUGUGGUUCUGUAUGAGUGCAACUGUUGAUGCAGUUUAUUUUUCUGAUGCAGGUUUUAAGAGUAGCAUUAUAAAGAAUAUUAAAAGCAAUCCCCACUAAAACAGAGAGUUUUAAGUACUUCUUUUGAUUGAUUUUUCUCAGUGUGUCUCAAUUAGCCAAAAAUAUACUAUUUUUACUAUGACUAGGAUCCAUAGGGCUGUGCAGAAGCAUACCCUUGCUCACUGCAGCUUCUACGGCCCAUCGUUGUUACUUGACUCACCCUGCAGGCAGCUUCCUAUAGGCAGCCUUGUGGAACAGCCUUUAUACAGCAUAAGGAGGUAUCGUCAGUGGGCGGGGGAGAGGGAUGCCGCUGUGCAGAAGUACUUGGGUGUACCUAAGAAGCUUUUUGGAUCCUGACUUAAGAAUAUGCCCACUUAGCAUUAUUAUUUUUAAAAAUAUUUGCUCAAACAACUGGAAAUAAUUUGCGGAGCAGAUUGUUCUUAAGGUGUAAAUUAUAGGAGUAAUGCCUCAAGACCUAGUUGUAAAAGAAAAAAGUUGCAACACUUGUAUAGAGAGAGGUUAUAAGUGGAUUAAAACAGUUGGCACUGUUACCUUGUAUCUAUUAAAGUAUAUCAACAAACUUCCUUGUGCAAUUAUCUCCAAACAUGGGUUUCAUAAUAACCAGUAAUUAAUAUGGAUACUAAAAUCAGUGAUCUAGUUCUCCUAGCAAAUUCUGAAAGCAUAGUUUUGUGUUUGUGUAUGGGUUUCUUUCCCCCCAGAGGUGCUAUUAGUAUUUGUGUAAAUAUAAAGAGUGGAAAAGCUAAUAUUUUGUCUGGGUCAUAUUCACAGUCCUAUGGGUGCCCAUAUUUAUUUAUUUUUGUUGCUAGUGAUCUAAUGGUAAUGAGUUUGCAUUUCUUCUGUGUCUUUGUGUUUGUCCAGUUCAACUGGGUGUCAUGCUACUUAGUGAGUUGGCUUCAAGUAUCUCGGUAAGCUAUCUUUAAAGCCUAGUAUAAAUCCGCAUUUUCUGUUUCUUAUACAUUUUCUCCCAUUAAAAACACAGUUGUCUUCAAAUGUGUGUUUAUAUAUUUAAAAACAUGAAUAGCUAAGAGCCUCUACACUAAGCAGCAGGAAAUGUGCUCAGUUGAAAAUGACAUGCACUUGAACUUGAUCAACACUGGACAAUGUGAAAAAAAAUCAGCAUUCAUCACUGCAGCUACUGUAUGCUUUAAAAGGGCCUUAUCUAUUUUGCUUGCAUUGGGGUAAAAGGAGAGUUCUUGCCAUUAAUAAUAGGUACACUAAUGUUCUAAAUACUAUACCAGCAACUCCCCAGGGGGAAAAAAUAUUUAACCUUUAACAAAUUUUGGUUUUAGUCUUAAGAGCAAUUCAUUCUGUUAUGUGAAAUAUAUGCUGUUAUACAUAUUUUGUGGAUAUAUUUAAUUUCGAUUGACAAAUAGUUGUCUAGGUACAAACUUGAAGAAAAAAAAUAUAUAGUUUACUUGUGAACCUUAAUUGUUUAAUUGCAAAAUAAAGAUGUGCUUUAGUAAUUUAAA